Phalaenopsis equestris is the source of this 905-nucleotide messenger RNA. RefSeq lists its product as uncharacterized. The coding region runs from base 82 to 540 and encodes 152 amino acids. The transcript is spliced from 2 exons. The record is from RefSeq and is a predicted model, not a curated record. NCBI's taxonomy places the organism in Eukaryota, Viridiplantae, Streptophyta, Magnoliopsida, Asparagales, Orchidaceae.
UCCUUUGCCACGAGGAAUAGAUCGCAGUGUUUCCCUCACCCCCCAGCAGGAAAAUAUUAUCUGGUUGAUGCAGGAUAUCCUAUGCAACGGGGAUACCUGAAGCCCUACUCGGACACGAGAUAUCAUCUUCCUGAUUUUGAGCGAGCUAGUGGCACGGUUCGUGGCAGAAAGGAAAUGUUUAAUAAACGCCACUCAUCUUUACGCGGGGUAAUUGAAAGAACAUUUGGAGUUUGGAAGAAGAAGUGGGUCAUCUUACGUGAUAUGCCGUCGUAUCCUUUCCAAAAGCAGGUGUACAUUGUGGUUGCAACAAUGGCACUACAUAACUUCAUCCGAAGACAUUCCUCGCAAUCAGAUACAGACUUCAGUAUGGCUGACAAUGAUGAACUCAAUAUUUUAGAGCAACCAACAGGACAUGUGGGGGGGCAUUCAUUACCUGAGGAGGACAUAGAAUCUAAUGAUUUUGAAGAUCAAGAUGCUGAUAGUUUGGCUGAUAUGAUUGCUUUAAGGGAGUCUAUCACAGAUGCUAUUUGUGGCUAUUGAUCAACCAAGUUUUCUUUUCAUAAGAUUUUAGGUUUAUAUUCAUACCCAUUUAAUUAUGUUUUUUUUUUUAAAUACCUUAAGCUGACAUUUCAUUCUUUUGUUAUUUUCACAGUUAUACCAACAUGACCUCCAGAAUAUCAAGUACAGACAGAGGGAUUUUGUGUUAUUGUGGACUACCGUCUCCGUUGCUAACGUCACGUAAGGAGCAUAGCUUUGGGAGGCAGUUCUAUGGUUGUGCCAGGGGUGUUUCAGCCCGUUGUGGUUUCUUCAGGUGGGCCGAUAGUCCCUCAUAUUACACUGACAGUAGUCAUGCCAGCAGUCAUGUGAAUCCGAUGUUUUUUCCGGCUGACAGUGGAGAUGAGGAC